Messenger RNA from Vigna unguiculata (cowpea), 981 nucleotides. NCBI's taxonomy places the organism in Eukaryota, Viridiplantae, Streptophyta, Magnoliopsida, Fabales, Fabaceae. The record is from RefSeq and is a predicted model, not a curated record.
AUGGUGAGUGCUUUGGAUAUGGAGUUAGAGCAACUUGAUGUGAAAAUUGCAUUCUUACGUGGGAAUUUAGAGGAGCAAAUUUACAUGUCACAACCAGAUGGAUUCCUUGAGGAAUUUAAUAAUUGUGUUUAUAGUAGGAAGUUGUCGGAUGGUUCCUCUAUAUAUUUGUUGCUAUAUAUGGAUGACAUGUUAAUUGCAGCUAAGAGCAAGAUUGAUAUUGAUGCUCUUAAAGCUAUGUUGAGUAGUGAGUUUGAAAUGAAGGAUUUGGGUGUUUCCAAGAAGAUUUUAGGGAUGGAGAUUUGGAGAGAUAGGAAUGCAAGUCUACUUUGUGUAUCUCAGAAGAAAUACAUUGAAAAUUUGUUGCAGUCUUUUCAAAUGGAGAAUUCUAAGCCUGAUAGACUUGAACGUACCAAGAGAGUGACACGUAGAGAUACACCUAGUGUUUAUGAAGUCUUGGUAGCAGACAUCAAUGCCUUGGAAUCCAGAAUUAUAAAGCUAAAUGGAAAUAUUGCUAGUAUUAAACGGAAGCACAAUCCUGAUAGAAAAUCAUUGCCAAAGACAAGUACACUAAGAUGUUCCAAAUGUGAAGGUUAUGGGCAUGAAACUCAUCAAUGUCCUAAUAGGGAUGCAAGUCCCAUGACUCAUGAAGAUCUCAAUAACUACAUUUCAUACUUGAGAGAGGAGGAAGUAAAGACAAUGCAAAAAUUAGAUGUGUUGAAAAGAAGAUUUGGCUCAUGUGAGAAUGUGGUUAAUAGAUUUAUGGGUAAUCUUGGGAAGGCUUGCUGGGAGGUUGUGAAGUGGAUUAUGCGAUUUUUGAAAGAUUAUGACUAUGGUGGAGAUCUUGUGAAAAGAAGAUCUUUGACAUGUUAUAUCUUCGCUCUUUACGGUUGUGCUAUUAGUUGGAAAGCAACACUUCAACUUAUUAUUGAUUUGUCUAGCACUGAAGCGGAAUACAUGUCCUUGACAGAAUGGGUCAAAUAA